Molecule: messenger RNA, 1725 nt
Organism: Pseudozyma flocculosa PF-1
Lineage: Eukaryota; Fungi; Basidiomycota; Ustilaginomycetes; Ustilaginales; Ustilaginaceae
Exons: 5
Coding region: 1-1725 (574 amino acids)
Source: RefSeq, a predicted model, not a curated record
AUGGCCGAGCUCGAGGACUUUCUCAAGGUGCUUCAGGACACGGUGGCAGCCAACAAGCUGUCGGGCUCCCGCGUCGAUCGCGUCAAGUCGACCGCCGCCAAAUGCUUUCAUGAUCCUGCCGCCGCCAAGGCCAUCCUCAAGCUCCACGCCCGCGCCUCUUCGAGCACCAAGGUCUCGUCGCUCUACCUGUUUGACGCAGUCGCCCGGCACGCCAAAGACGCUGUCAAGAAGCAGGGCGCGGGCCACGAUGCCAGCGACGCCCGGGCGCCGCCCGACUCUGACGCAAUCGACGGCACCAACGAGGCGCUCAUCGCCGGCGCGGCCUACUUUCUCUCGCAGGCGUCCCAGGUCGCCGGCGAGAUUGCGCUCGACACGAUGAGGAGCGUCGGCAAGGAACAGCAGGAAAAGGUCAAGAAGGUCCUCGACAUCUGGAUCCGGGCAUCAACCUUCGACCACGCCAUGCUCAAGGAGCUCUCGAGGAGCGUCGACCGGCUGGCGUCGGGCCAACCGUCGUCUUCAUCGUCAUCAUCGUCAAGGCAGCGGGAGGCUUCGUCGUCGUCGAAAAAAGCCUCGAGCUCGUCCAAGCGCAGCACGACACCGCCAACCGACCCGCGCGACGCCAAGCGCCGACCCGCCUACCCGCUACCGCCUUCGCUGCAGGGUGCCGCCGCAGAGGCGUCGACGGCAACGGCAACGGCGACGGCACCGGCGCAAGCCGGUCUACCGGCCAACAUCCUUGCCCUGCUCGGUGGCGGUGGCGGUGGCGGCGGCCGCGCGGGCAACGGCAACGCGUCGCCAUCGGCUGCAAUGGGCAGCAACGGCAGCAACGGCGGCGGCGCAGGCGUACCGUCGAGCCUGGCCGACAUGCUGGCGAGGUCGACGCAACCACCGGGUCCCCCUGCGGCGGCGGCCGGUGCGCCGUCGUUCGAUCUGGGCCAGUUGACGAUGCUGCAGCAAUUGGCCGGACCGGCAUCGUCGUCAUCAUCGUCGUCGGCUGGCCCCAGCGGAGCACCGCCGGGCCCACCUCCGCCUCGUCCGCCGCCGUCUGGACCGGGCGCUGCGACGCGCAGACGGGAUGGACGGUCGCGCAGCCCCUCGUCGGUGCGCCCGUCAAACGAGCCGCGAGCGUCGCGGUGGUCGGAUGCCGCGCCGACCAAGUCGGAAGGCGGAGCUACAUCCGCAGUGCCAACUUCGCCACCAUCGGCAGCGGCAGGAGGAGCGACGGCGGCGUCGGCGGCGGCGACGGCGGCGAAGACCAAGGAGGAUCUGUCGACGAUUGACAUGUCGACAUUUGAUCCGACCGACGCAAAGUGCUGGGAGCGCGUGGGCGACGCGUUUGAGAACACGUACGGCUUCAAGCCAAACAACCAGCAGAUUAUGGCCACCGUCAUGGGCUUCCCCGUCAUGCCCAUGGGCAUGCCCAUGGCGGGCAUGGGGGGCAUGCCGCCGAUGCAGAUGGGCGGCGGCCCCGGCAUGGGGAUGGGCAUGGGCAUGGGUACGGGCAUGGGCAUGGGCAUGGACAUGGGUGCGGGAGGACAGAAUCAGGCAUGGGGCAGCAGCGGCAGCGGCGGCGGUGGCGAUGGCGUGUCAAUGUCGAUGCCCACGUACGGCGGUCAGAUGGGCGCGGCGGCCGUUGCGCCAGGAGGUGGCGGCGGCGGUGGCGGUGGUGGCGGCGGACCGGCAGCGUGGGACGUGACGCGGCAGCGUCCACCGCACCGCCGGUAG